AUGGCUUCUCUCUUCGACCGCAUCACGCCGAGGGAUCCGGCGCCAACAAACACCGGCGCAAGCGGCAGCAAUCUAUUUGGAAACCUUGGAGCUGCAUCGACGCAGGCGUCAGGCAGCAAUCUCUUCGGCACCGCAUCCACGCAACCGUCUGGCGCGAGUCUGUUUCAGCCAGCAACAACUCCUACCGCUGGCAGCAGUUUGUUCGGCGGUGCGACAUCUCAAGCCGCGCCAUCUGGCAACAGCUUGUUCGGGAACACUGCAAAUACCACCUCAGGAACAAGUCUCUUCGGGAACAAUGCCGCACAACAACCGGCUACUGGUGCCAGCUUGUUCGGCAACACCAACAACAAUGCUAGUAAACCUGCCGAGCCAGGUGCCUCACUGUUCGGCGGUGCAGGCCAGAGCAAGCCCUUCCAGCCCGCAACGUCACUCUUCUCCAACAAUAACACCAAUACCAACACCAACACCCAACAACCUCAGCAGACCGGCUCUAGCUCCGUCUUCGGCAACAACAUCUUGCCGUCGCAGUCACUCCAGCAAGCAAGUGCCUUCGACCGCCCCAUAAACCCCAACGCGCCUCCUGCGCAGCCCGCCUACUUCCAAGCAUUGCUCGACAAAGGCAGUAAGAGGAUGGCGGACGAUAACGCCGGCCUGCCGCAGCUACAGUACAGCUUGCAGGACAUCCAGCGCAAAGCGCGUAACAUCGGACAAGGCAGCCCCUCAAGAAACCUUGCCAAAGCUGCAAACAGCACACGCUCGCAGUACAUACUCUCCGCUUCAGGCGUCAACGUCAGCAAUUCACUCCGCGACAUUGAGGAGCUCAUGGACACCACUACUGCCGCGCGACCGGCACCGCAGAUGGAUAUGCCAGAUUAUGGCUCGACGUCCGGUGUCAAGGGCUUCCUCGACCGCUAUCAUCGCAAUAACUUUGAGCAGUCAAUCGAGCGUCACUUGCAGGAAGCCAAGGAUGACUUUGACAGGAUGGUGGACGAACAGCUGCAUAUGGACAAGGUCGAUUGGGAGAAGUUCCACAACCGCAUCUACGUGCAUUUCGGGCUGAAAAAGCCAGAAGAGAUCGACGAUGAUGCGGCGGACGGAGCUCUGGCAAGCAGCGGCGGCUUUGGACGCUCGCGUCGCAGCAAGUUCGGCGGCAGCUCUACCCUCCGGCAAUCAUUCGGCCUGCCAAACGCGACCAAGUCCGUCAUUGGCACGACCAGCGUUCAAGGCAUGCGCCAGAGUACCUUCAGCGACGUUGCGGACCGUCUGCCGGCCGACGGUCUACGACCCGCUCCGGAAGACCGCAAGCAACGGGCUAAGCAAGACAAGUACUCCGGCAAAGUCAAGGAUCUCAACGUCGCUCGGAUUCAGGAGAAAGCAUACCCAAUCUUAUCAAGCUUCUGCGAGGUAGAAACCGAACCUUCCAACGACGAUACAACCAUGCUCAUCAAUGCGUACAAAGCACUUAUAUCGAUCACAGGCGAGGACGCCAGCAAAGACAACCUCUCCGAACCCGGCGUCAUAAAAGAACGUCAAUACGCCCGCGACUACCUGGACGAGACACCGGGCUCCAAACCCCAAACUGCCGUCCGCAAGCGCAUAAUCAACGGCUCGCGUGCUUUCCUCGAAAACCUCUUCCACACCCAGCUCGAAGCGACCGUGGCUAGAAGCCCGCGCGAAGCGAACGUAGGCGGCGUCCCCACCGCCGUGGCCAAAGCGAAAGGGUACGUCCGCGUUCGCGCCGCGCGCAAAGAAUUGGGUCCGGAUAUCGAGAUCUUGCAAGAAAUCAACGGCGACUAUUGCUGGGCUGUGCUGUUCUACAUGCUCCGUAGCGGCUUGCUGCAGGAAUCCGUGCAAUAUGUUGAUGAGAAUGCGGGGGCGUUCAGACAGAUUGACCGCAAAUUUGCGGGAUACUUGCGUGCUUAUGUUAACAGUGCUGAGCGCCGCCUUCCGCCUGAGUUGCAGACGGCGAUCAGUAAUGAGUACUCUGCCCGUCAGCGCUUGGCUCCGGAGGAUUCGAUCGAUCCGUAUCGCAUGAUGUGUUACAAGGUGAUUGGGCGCUGUGAUCUGGCGAAACGAAACCUGGACAAUAUCACGACUGACAUGUUUGACUGGUUAUGGCUGCAAUUCGCGCUUGCGAGGGACUACAACCGUCAAGACGAAUUCCAGCACGAAGCGUUCGGCCUCGUUGAACUACAGCAGUCCAUCAAAGAAAUCGGAGACAGGUACUUCGGCCCCAGCAGCGAAAUCGCCAACGCCCCGACAACAUUCUUCUUCAUGGAAGUCCUCGCCGGCAUGUUCGAGAAGGCCAUCGCAGAUCUCUACCCGCACAACUACGUCUCCGCCACCCACUUCGCCAUCGCGCUCGAUUUCUACGGUCUGCUAAGAGUCAGCAGCGACUUGAGCAACGACGACUUACUCAGCCGAACGACGCGCGACCAAGCGCAGAUCGCAUUCGGUAGUAUGGUAGGCUUAUAUACGCGCGACUUCCGCACCGCAAACUCCACCGCCGCAGUCGACUACCUAACCCUCAUCUGCCUCAACGCCGACUUACCCGGUGACAUGGGCAGAACGCAACGGGACCUCUGCCACGAAGCGCUCGUAGAAGUUACCCUCGAAACCCGCGAAUUCGCACAACUCCUCGGCGAUAUCCGCUCCGAUGGUCAACGCAUCAAAGGCGCUAUCGAGCAGCGGCUGAAACUGAUCAAACUAGACAAUGAACGGGAGUUUAUGAAGACCAUCACCCUCGUCGCCGCACGCACGGCGGAAGAACAAAGUCGCGUCACGGAUGCUGCGUUGCUCUUCCAUCUUGCCGAAGACUACGAUAAAGUGCUUGAGGUGAUCAAUCAGGCCGUUUCCGUCUACAUCACGACGGAGCUGGGCGAUCAACCGGCUCGUUUGACGCCUCUGAAACCGCGCGGACAACAGCAGGGUCAAGAACGGGAUGAGCGACUCAGCAGUUUGAGCUUGACAGCUAUCGACGACCCUGCCGAACUGGCGAUGAGUAUGCGACAGCUGUAUAUGAGCCACGACGUCUAUCGGACGAAAUGCAAGGCGGAUAACCUGGAGAUCACGGAGCGACUUAUCGCUCUCGCCCGAGCUCGCGCGCUGCUGGAGCAGGGGAAGUGGGCGGAGGUUAUUGACACAAUCUCCCAAACCAACCUCCUCCCCACCACCACUUCCGGCGACACCUCCGCCAUCCGCGCCCAAGUCCUCGCUUUCUCCUCCUACCCCGCCGUCCUCGCCCGCACAAUCGGACACAUCAUGCUCUGGAGCGUCGUAGCGUGCAGCAACCAAGUCGCCCACCUCAAGCAAGCGGAAUUCGAGACGGGCGUGCAAAGGGCCACGAUUGGUCGGUGCGUGCAGAUGGCCAAGGAUGUCGUCGUUUUCGCCGGCUUGAUCCGGUAUCGCUUGCCGGGCAGGGUUUGGGAGGGCUUGGCGAGGGUUGCGGGGGAGAUGGGGGAGUUUUAG
This is a messenger RNA of Baudoinia panamericana UAMH 10762, 3468 nucleotides long. RefSeq lists its product as uncharacterized. NCBI's taxonomy places the organism in Eukaryota, Fungi, Ascomycota, Dothideomycetes, Mycosphaerellales, Teratosphaeriaceae. The coding region runs from base 1 to 3468 and encodes 1155 amino acids. Gene Ontology annotation, biological process: protein import into nucleus; poly(A)+ mRNA export from nucleus. The record is from RefSeq and is a predicted model, not a curated record. The transcript is spliced from 2 exons. Gene Ontology annotation, cellular component: nuclear pore. Gene Ontology annotation, molecular function: structural constituent of nuclear pore.